AUGGUCCGCGCAGCCCUCGCCACGACGCUGCUCUCCGCAAGCCUCGCGCUCGCGCUCGGCCCUCGCCCCGGGCAGUUCAAAAACCUCGUCACCUUCGGCGACUCCUACACAGACGUCGACGCGCACGCCGACGGCGGCGUGAUGUGGCCCGUCUUCGCCGCGCAGGAGGGCCGCCUGGCGCUGUACCCGUUCGCGAAGGCGGGCGCGACGUGCUCGAACAACAUCACCGCCCGCCCGUUCCCGUCGCUGUUCGAGAGCCAGCUGCCCGCGUUCUUCGCCGCGCGCGCGAACGGGACGCUGCCCGCGCUCCGCGCGGACGAGACGGUGUACACGCUCUGGAUCGGGACGAACGACGUGGGCGCGAACGCGCUGCUGACGGGCCAGCACGCGCCGCGCGCGAGCGUCGUCGACGUCGUCGCGUGCGCGGUGAACUGGGUGCGCGUGCUCUACGGCGCGGGCGCGCGCAACUUCGUCUUCCAGAACAUGAUCCCGCUGGAGACCACGCCGCUGUACGCGCCGGACUCGUACACGAACCACUACUGGACCGCGGCGCGGAACACGACCGAGUGGAGCGAACCCGAAGCGGACACACUCACCGGCUCGCCCCCAGCCCUCUUCGACGCGCACGCGCUCUUCACGGACAUGUACGCGCACCCCGCCCGCUUCCUCAACGGCACCGCGCCGCUCAACGUCACCGGCGCCGUGCGCUCGUGCGUGUACGCGCCCGGCGAGUCCACCGGCGACCCGGGCGUGUGCACGGUCGCGAGCGGGACGGACGCGGACAGCUUCCUGUGGUUCGACGAGCUGCACCCGUCGGUGCAGGCGGAGAGGGUGGUGGCGAAGGUCAUGGUGGACACGAUCGAGAGAAAGUCGGAGGAGUACGCGACGUGGUUGCUGUAG
Epithele typhae is the source of this 900-nucleotide messenger RNA. RefSeq lists its product as uncharacterized. The record is from RefSeq and is a predicted model, not a curated record. Bases 1 to 900 code for a protein of 299 amino acids. NCBI's taxonomy places the organism in Eukaryota, Fungi, Basidiomycota, Agaricomycetes, Polyporales, Epitheliaceae. Gene Ontology annotation, molecular function: hydrolase activity, acting on ester bonds. The transcript is spliced from 5 exons.